AUGGGUCUAUUAGAGAUAAUCCGCUCCGAAAGCACCAAAUCUCGCGAGGACAGCUCUGAUGACGCCGUUCUCGACCCUUCAUUCGCCAACGCCCUCCGCUUCACCGCUUCCACACAUGACCCUUUGAACCGGAACAUGACGCAAAUCGAGGACGGUCUCUCGUACAAAAUCAAAUCCAAAUCAAUUGUGCCGUUCUUUGGGUCGGACAUCACUACUAUCUCUCGUAAUGAUGGGGAACGGGAAAUAGAGAUCGCAAAGAUCGAUUGGCGCCAUUAUGAAGAUGACCGAUCGGAGAUACGGUAUGCAAAGACGGGGGAGAUGAUGAAGCUGUGGGAAUAUCUGAAGGGUACCAGGACGUUACAGUUCGAACUUCCGACUAAACGGACCUUUCGAGUUGAAGAUAAAGAGUACACCUGGACUUGGGCGCACAGUCCCGGCGGGAGUUACUUCGAGCUCGUCGACACCCACGACACCAAACUCGCCCGCGAUACACGUGAGAAAGGUGGCUUUCUUAUCCCUUACACCAGAUCAGGAGACCUCCUCAUCAAUCCCGAGGCGCUUGACAUACUCGAUGAGAUCAUCGUUACGCAUACAGCUUUGGCGCAGAUCGAGAGAAUGAGGAACGCAGCUCGUCGGGAUGCCGGGGCGGCGGCGGUCAAUCAAACGCUCAAAUUCUAA
This is a messenger RNA of Dacryopinax primogenitus, 678 nucleotides long. RefSeq lists its product as uncharacterized. The record is from RefSeq and is a predicted model, not a curated record. The transcript is spliced from 3 exons. The coding region runs from base 1 to 678 and encodes 225 amino acids. NCBI's taxonomy places the organism in Eukaryota, Fungi, Basidiomycota, Dacrymycetes, Dacrymycetales, Dacrymycetaceae.